Messenger RNA from Dovyalis caffra, 984 nucleotides. The record is from the annotation of a GenBank genome assembly. Lineage: Eukaryota; Viridiplantae; Streptophyta; Magnoliopsida; Malpighiales; Salicaceae.
AUGUUUAGGGUUAGGGCUAGUUGUCUUCGUGUUGGGUUGGGUCAGGUUGUUGUUGGGUUAGGAGAAAUUCCCAUUCUUUCUGAUUAUGUAAGCCAGCGAGAUAGCAAUCGGGAGCUUCCCUGUGAAGGAUUGGCCUCAGUAGCAGGAGGAAUUGUAGCACUUGGAAAGUUUGAUGCUCUUCACGUUGGCCAUCGAGAGCUUGCUAUUCAAGCAUCAAAGUUUGGAGCCCCAUACCUUCUAUCAUUUGUGGGAAUGGCAGAAGUCCUUGGUUGGGAGCCAAGGGCGCCCAUAGUUGCCAAAUGCGACCGGAGUAGAGUUCUUUCUUCUUGGGCCCCAUACUGUGGCAAUCUGGUCCCAGCAGAGGUCCAAAUUGAUUUUUCGAGUGUUAGACAUCUCACCCCCCAGCAAUUUGUUGAGAAGUUAUUUAAGGAGCUUGGAGUAAGUGGAGUUGUGGCUGGGGAAAACUACAGAUUUGGAUAUAAAGCUGCUGGUGAUGCUUCAGAGCUGGUGAGGCUGUGUGAGAAGUAUGGUAUGGGGGCUUACAUUAUAAGUUCAGUCAUGGACAAGAAUCAAGAUCACAGAAGCAUGAACACAAGUGAUCUAAAAGAUAAAGGACAAGUCUCGUCCACCCGUGUUCGACAUGCUUUAGCUAUAGGGGAUAUGGAAUACGUGUCAGAACUUCUAGGUCGCCAUCAUCGUCUCAUAUUGAUGUUGAAAGACCAGAACGAACUUACUAAAACCAGCAGUGGAUGGAAGGUUUCUGCUCCAAAGUCUUAUCUCUUGAAUCUACCACCAAAGGAUGGUUUCUACGAAAACUGUUCUCUUUUUUUCGGUAAUAAGGAUCCAGUAACAUGUAGAGUAUUCAUUGAUACAAUGCAUGUCCAUUUAGAAACGAACGACACAGAUCCUUUCGAUUAUGAUACCGCUCAAGAGUUGCAUCUCAUGGGCAUUGAAUUUGGUGAUUCCAGACCUGACAGAGAUUAG